GAAUUUUGCUUGUCAGCUCAGCUUGUAUCUGCUAGCGAUUCAUUUCACAGAACAAUAUUUGUCGUCCGUCUUGUCUCUUAAUUGUUUUUCUUGUAUUGCCGAUUCCCUAUAAUUCUGUUACAAGAUAUACGUUUAUGACUGUCCAGUACAACAGAUGAUGUUUUUUAUAAUAUUUUAAAUAGAAGACACAACGUAUAAAUAAUUUGGAAAUUUAAUUUUGGUGAUGUGAAUUUGUUAUUACUAGGUCCAAAGUGCGUGUUUUAUUAUUGAAAAAUAGUGCCCGUGUUUUAUUUGGGUGUUUUAUUGUGCCAAAAUGUCUCUAGAAGAGAAAUUUAAUGCUGCUGUGAAUGUUAUAAGGAGUUUACCGAAAAGCGGUUCAUACCAGCCAAGCAAUGAGCUGAUGCUGCGGUUCUACAGCUACUUCAAGCAAGCGACAGACGGACCGUGCGACAAACCGAAACCAGGCUUCUGGGAUGUAGUCAACAGAGCAAAAUGGGAGUCGUGGAACAAAUUGGGCAACAUGACUAAAGAUGAAGCGAUGCAAGCGUACGUAGACGAGUUACACAAGAUCGUCGAGACCAUGUCGUACAACUCGGAUGUAGCCUCGUUCCUGUCAGUGGACGACGAUGACCAGGGUUUCCCCAGCAACGACCUGGAGUUGGUCGCGGGAGACAUACUGGCUAGAGUUAGGUCCACACAGAAUACGCCUAUAGAGUCGCGGUCGGUAAGCGGCGAGUCGUCCCCGCUGCGCGGCGGCUCACCCACCCGCGCCCGGCACGACGACGACGACGACGAGUUCAUCGACACCGUCGACAUGGACGCUAGCGAAGCGGAGGCGGCCGCCCAGCGCGCUGCGCUGCGCCUCAGCAACGGACACGCACAUCAGAUAUCCUCGCAGCUCACUCAUUUGAAAGUGUUGGAACAGCUGCCCGGCACCCUGGCACGGCUGGAGGCUGACGUGGCGGCGCUGAGGAAGGCAGUCGAGGGCGACCGCAGGAUGCUUGAUCAGCAGGCGCGCUGGCGCUGGCCGUGGCAGGAGCUGUCGAAGCCGACGCUGGUAUUCGUGUUGCUGUGGCCGCUGAUCGCCUUCCGGCUGCUGUCCCGUCUGCAGCGGCCCGCCAGGGACACGUCUUAACGGCAUGGUACAACAAUCACAUAGUUAUUAUAGUAAGGGGAACACAAAGUGUCUGAUAGACUUAGUUGUCUGUGGUUUUUACGGUACGGAUAUCGUCUAUGGUAUCCAACUUUUGUGAAUAAUACGGGAUUUUUAUAAUGUAGGUGUGUUGUGCGGUGAAUUUUGUGAUUACGUGCUUAUGUUACUAGAUGGCGUUAGUGGCUAGUAUUUAACACUUGCCCAGUGAUUGGUUUGGAAGCUCGACAGUGUGAGGCCAAGUUCGCAUAAAGUAUGUACAUGAAAUGCCAUCUAUUAAGAAAAUUUAGAACUUUGUAACAUUCUUUGAAAGCUUUGAUCGAGAUAGAAUGUUGUUUUUUGAUUAGCAUCCGUUGGGUCGUAUGAUUAAUUGGUUUGUAAUGUAAACAAAAA
Galleria mellonella (greater wax moth) is the source of this 1543-nucleotide messenger RNA. RefSeq names its product acyl-CoA-binding domain-containing protein 5. The record is from RefSeq and is a predicted model, not a curated record. The coding region runs from base 314 to 1135 and encodes 273 amino acids. Gene Ontology annotation, molecular function: fatty-acyl-CoA binding. NCBI's taxonomy places the organism in Eukaryota, Metazoa, Arthropoda, Insecta, Lepidoptera, Pyralidae. Gene Ontology annotation, biological process: fatty acid metabolic process. The transcript has 9 exons.